Molecule: messenger RNA, 1729 nt
Organism: Onychostoma macrolepis
Lineage: Eukaryota; Metazoa; Chordata; Actinopteri; Cypriniformes; Cyprinidae
Exons: 3
Coding region: 761-1678 (305 amino acids)
Molecular function (GO): nucleic acid binding
Source: RefSeq, a predicted model, not a curated record
UUUUUCAGAAGACAAAGAAACCGCUAUAACAAAUAAGGAUACUACCAAUACUGUAAUGCAAUUUGGCUGAGGAUGCUGAAUGAAUUAAUUACAGUUUUUCUCAAUUGUUUACACACAAAUUCUGGUACUUGAGACACAAUGACCACAACAUGUAACUCAUUCACCAACCCCCUGAACCAAUUCUGCUAAACUACAAGCACAGUUCCUGCUUUACACUCAAAUUGCAGUUCUAAAACACACUUUUUUCAAAACACUACACACAAUUCUCUGCUUUUGGCACAAUUGUCAUGCAGAAAAUAUCUUGUUUUCACAAGGAACACACUGCCAUUCAAAUAUGCACACUGACUCAUCACAAGGGCAAACACCUGUCACACAGUUUUACAAUUAGCAAUCAGAGCUUUAGCAUAAAAGGGCAACAGGUGAGCUCUUCUGUUUUGGAGCAAUGGAUGCCAACAUUGGAAACAGAGGCAGAGCCAGAGGAGUGAGAGUAAGAGGAGGAGGACGGGGAGGACGAGGACGAGGACGAGGACGAGGAAGGCCAAGGACCGUAAUCUCUGAUGAGAUCCGAGCCACUUUGGUUGAUCAUGUGGUCAACCAUGGUCUAACAAUGAGGGAGGCUGGGUAAAGAGUACAGCCACAUUUGAGCAGGUACACUGUAGCAUCCAUCAUACGGACUUUCCGAAAUGAGAAUAGAACUGAAAGAUUACCAACACAAGGUGGUCGGGAACGUGUUCUGUCUCCUGAACAGGAAACUGAAAUCAUGAACAUGGUCCUAGAAAACAACGCCAUAACAUUACGGCAAAUACAAAGAAAAAUAAUAGAAAACAAUGACAUGUUUCAAAAUAUUGAUAGGGUAAGCUUAUCAACACUGGACCGUGUCUUGCGCAGAAAUCAUCUCCGGAUGAAGCAGGUCUACAGGGUGCCAUUUGAACGCAAUUCAGAAAGAGUCAAAGAAUUGCGAUAUAACUAUGUGCAAAGAGUCCUUGAGCUAGAGGUGGCUGCAGUGGAGCACCAGUUCAUCUUCAUUGAUGAGGUUGGGUUCAACCUCACAAAAAGACGAAAGAGGGGAAGGAAUAUCAUCGGCCAGCGUGCCAUUGUUGAAGUCCCUGGCCAGCGCGGAGGGAACAUCACAAUGUGUGCAGCGAUUACCCACCACGGCGUCAUCCAUCACCAUGCUACCCUUGGCCCCUACAACACUGCCCAUCUGAUCACAUUCCUUGACACCCUACACAACACACUCAUUCCACCAGAUCAGGUAGAUGGCCCAGAGCAGCUCAGGUACGUUGUCAUUUGGGACAACGUAAGUUUCCACAGGGCUGCUCUGGUUUGUAACUGGUUCACUGCCCACCCACGCUUUUUAGUUGUUUAUCUCCCUCCAUAUUCUCCAUUCCUCAAUCCUAUUGAGGAAUUUUUUUCUGCCUGGAGAUGGAAAGUGUAUGACCGAAAUCCACAAACGCGUAUACCUCUUCUCCAAGCUAUGGAGGACGCAUGUGGAGAUAUAGCAGCUGAUGCUUUUCAUGGCUGGAAUCGCCAUGCUAGGCGAUAUUUCCCCGCUGCUUGGCCAGGGAAAACAUUGCUUGUGAUGUGGAUGAGGUGCUGUGGCCAGACCGCAACAGAAGAGAGGAUGCAGCAUAGGUAUUUUUUUAGUUUUUUUUUUUACUGUAACUGUAUACAGUAAAUUCUUCUGUUGUUUUGUAUGUAGUGUAUGUGCAACUUUGUGUUGGUUGGG